AUGGGAUCAAGAAACGUUCUCUUAGCCGGCGCCUUGUUAACCAUUAUCUCCUGGAUUUUGCUGGCAUUGGCCAAGUCAGUUACGACCUUGAUAAUUGGGCGCAUUGUAGCAGGAAUAGGCGAUGGAGUUUCUUUGCCGUGCAUAAGUAUCUAUAUUUGCGAGAUUGCGAGUAAAGACAUCAGGGGGAGGCUAGGGGCAAUUCCCCCGCUGAUCGCUGUAUUUGGAAACGUAUUCGUUCUGGGCGCAGGACCUUUUUUAGAGUACAGAACGCUUAUAGUGAGCUGUGCGGUUUUUCCUGUAACUUUUACCAUAUUAUUUUGGUUCAUGCCAAAUUCGCCAUAUUUUUUGAUGAAAAACAACAAAAGAAAAGAUGCCGAAUUGAAUUUGAUGAGGCUAUUAGGCGCACGGGACCCAGCAGAGGUGCAAAAUGAGUUAAGAGAAAUAAAUGAAGCUAUAGAGCAUGAAACGGGUAGCCUCACACUGGUUCAAAUAAUGUGUUCGCCAAAUUUCCGAAAGUCCUUAUUGAUAGCGUUUGGUAAAGUCCAUUACAUAACAUUACAAGAAAUUUAUCGUAUAAUUUUAGUCGCUCAAAACAUCAGCAGCUUCUGUGGAAUGCACGUUAUAGUAUCGUAUCUUCAAAUAAUCUUAGCAUCCAGUGGUAUCAGCAUGUCGAAGGAAUUAACAAGCGUUGUUUUCGGUCUGGUUCAAAUUCCUGCAGUUAUACUGUACGGCGUAUUUAUGGACAAAUUUGGAAGGAAGCCUACGUUUUUCGCCUCUGCGCUAGGAGCUAGCAUCGCCUUAAUUUCUGAGGGUGUUUACAUCUACCUUGCAGAAACUGUCGAUUUAACCAAUGUGACAUUUGUUCCUGUACUGUGCAUAAUUUCAUACCAAUUCUUUAUUAGCCUCGGAAUGGUAUGUUUGCCACACUUCAUUGUCGGCGAAUUAUUUACUAUAGAAACAAAGAAAGUAGCUAGCUCUAUUUUGAUGCUGUACUCCUCCAUUAUAAUUUUUACGAAUGUAAAGGUAAUCGGAGGAAAGGUUGACUCGUGGAGUUUACACAUCAUCUUCUGGGUUUAUGGAGGUGUAUGCCUUCUAGGAGUAUUUUUUGCAUUGUUCAUGUUACCGGAAACAAAAGGCAAAUCGUUCACUGAAAUUCAAAGUGGCAUAUCGUCGCAUAAUAGAAGUUCUCCACGAAUGUAG
Photinus pyralis (common eastern firefly) is the source of this 1200-nucleotide messenger RNA. Its product is annotated as facilitated trehalose transporter Tret1-like. Gene Ontology annotation, biological process: transmembrane transport. The record is from RefSeq and is a predicted model, not a curated record. Gene Ontology annotation, molecular function: transmembrane transporter activity. The transcript has 3 exons. Lineage: Eukaryota; Metazoa; Arthropoda; Insecta; Coleoptera; Lampyridae. Bases 1 to 1200 code for a protein of 399 amino acids. Gene Ontology annotation, cellular component: membrane.